This is a messenger RNA of Paramisgurnus dabryanus, 3969 nucleotides long. Lineage: Eukaryota; Metazoa; Chordata; Actinopteri; Cypriniformes; Cobitidae. The record is from RefSeq and is a predicted model, not a curated record.
GUGAAGCAUAAAUUAAACUGAAAUCCACAUUUUUGCUGCCCCACUUGUCUCCCCCUGAAGCUGCAGUCUGUUAGCAUAAGCCUGCCCACCGGCCGUUUUCAAACACAAGAGGCGCACACCGCAGAUUUACUGAAUAAUCACUGAAACAGUUUGCAUGAGGUUCUCUUUCCUGGUCGUGGAUGAAAGAUGGGGAAAUGAGGAUGACACAGAUAUGACUUUUGUGUGAGAUCUCAAAUUAUUUAUUGAGUUAUUGGCAGUUAAAUGUCAUCUGUACGGAACAUCGUUGUGUACGGAAUACAGUUAGUCUACGUUAAACGAUUUGUUUAAAAACUCGACGCUACUACUACAACCGACCGGAACGCCCAAAACUGCAGUGUUGGCGCGUAUGAGGUAAAAAUGCACAUAACUUUAAAAUAAACACUCCUGAGUUGAUUUCAUCGUUGAAUCAAUAUUGUUCGAUUUCUUUUUACGCCAAGCUUGUAGCCGCAAUCCCCAAAAGUUGCAAAUCCGCGAGUUGAACUUCCACGACGACGAUGUAAGCAGCUGGCUGGUACGAUAUAUGAACUGUAGAGGACGCAAACAACAAUCGUUAUCACAGUAUAGCAUCUUCCUCUUUCAGUCAAGUAACGUUAUGCAUUUAAAUACACCCAGAAUUGCAUAACACAUAGCGAUUGCAACGCUUUAAAGUGUUAUCAUAACAGUUAUGAAUCAAUUGCCUUUAUUAGGAUUUAGUCCAAAGCAUUAAAUAUGUUAAUGUGAGGUUUGAUUAUCAAAAACAAAACUGUUGCAUUAAAAAGGGGCGUGGAUUAUAAAACGUCUGUGGAAUGUCUGAAGUAAACAUUUGCAUAGUUUGUUUUUAUGAUGUGUUUAUAUAGCCACAGGUACAGUUUUAGACAUAACUACAAAUACUUAUAUUAAGCGUGCCAAAUGCGUACAUGUAAAGUGAUUUUAGAUUUUUACCUUUUUUUAGUAUUACUGGUUCAUCCACAAAAAUAUAUUUAAAAAAACUAAAAUAAAAAUAUAUAGCCACAACAUGCUUAUUGCUUUCAUACAGUAUUAUAUUAAAAUACACCACAAUUUUACUAUGUAUUUUUACUGACUGUGCAGAUAUUUUGGCAGUUUGAAUUAUGGGCGUGUUUAUCUCAAAGGUUUAACUGCGACGCUGCAUGCGCAAGGCCGAUCAGCUUAUGACAUCAAAGUACCGCGAGAAUUUAUAAAUGCCGUUAAAUGAAACUCUGUAGUUCCCUUGCAGAUGGCAGCCUCCUCAAAUCUGUCUGGUGAAGAUUCAUUCUAGACAGAAGAAGAAGAAACUGGACUUCAUUGGUUACUGUAGCGGCGCGUACAUUAAAUAGUUUAGAAAACAUUUCAGUCAUAUUAAUAAACUGUCUGUACGUGAAACAUCGUUUAUGUCUUGAACUGAGGUUAUCGUAAAGAAUGUAAUAAAAGCUUGUGAUGGAGGCGAUGCGCUGCAGUGUGGAGUAUUUAUCUGAGUUCAGUGACUGUCAAUCAUACAAAACGCACAUCAUUCAAGACGGCACAAAUUUGCUGUUGACCAGCGGAGACUCUUAUGUACUCGUGUUUCAUAUCCAGCAAAAAAGAGUCACGACCGUACUGCACUUUGAAACUCCAGUGACAUAUGUAGCACUAAGUGAUGAUAAACUUCGACUUUAUGCCCUUUGUGAGAGCGGUGGGCUUUACUGCAUUCCUCUGCCUACGAGUUCUUCUGCGUUCUCGGUGAACAAAAGUACAGACCCGGUCAUGACCAAAAUCUCAGAUGACUACAUUGUCCUCAGAAAUGUAAGCCUGCAAGCUGUCAUCAUAGUUGAGAAGAUCCUCGUGACCCUCAGUCUUCACAAGUCCGUCUGGAGUUUUGAUGUCUACGAAGAGCCUGGAUCCAAGCCCCUUCAUAAACUUGCAUGUUUCCGGGUCACAACUGUCAACACACACACUCAACACGACUCUCUAAACACCACAGAAGAUUUAAUAAACACAGAUAAAAAUAGGAAGUUCCUCCCUGUGCUGACAUGCAUAUACCCCGCCAUCUCCACGUCUCUCCGAGCUCACAAGUCUGACCUCCAUCAUAAUCUUGAGCUUCGUCUCUUCAGGCUCUUGUUUGGAGUAGAUGCCUCUUUAGUCAAUUCUCCAGUCAUUCUCUGUGGUUUACCCGAUGGACGUAUUUGUUGCUUUCCUCUGCUCCUCCCCCAAACGUCUGGUCCAAAAGGUGAGCACAGGUCACCAAUAAAAGUGCUGCAGAGCUUAGAACAGCCAAUCGUCUUUAUUGGAACCUGCGACUCUGGGGAGGGCGGACCUCAGUGUCUUGUCGCAGUUGGUCAAAGAGGCAAACUUUUGUUGGUCAGAAGCAAGGAAGCUGAUUCGGAAAACAAGAAUGCAGAUUACAGUUUCAAUGAACAUAGCAUACGAGGACCAGUGCUGUGUGCCUGUGUUGAUGAUAAAUGCCUUUUCUACAGCUCACUUAAUGACCUACAAGCUCUUCAACUCACCAAAACAUCAUUACCAGAGGAAGCAACCGAAUCCCAGCUUCCAGCUCUGAGCUCAAACAGUCUUGGUGUAUGCAGGGUUGUAGCACUGGCUAGGCCAUAUACCAAUGCCACAGUUGAAGGAUCAGCGCACCUUUUGGCCUUAUCCUUAAGUGGAAAGCUCAUGCAGGUGAAUCUCCCACAAGGGCACGAUAAAGAAAACCAAUCAACGUUCUCCUCAUCUCAAGCAGGACAGAGAGUGAAAGAUCUCCUGGCAUCCAUUGGAAAUGUUUGGGAGAAGGCGGAGUCCUUGAAACAGAAACUGCAGGGGAAAAAUGAAUCUCUCAAGCGUCUUAAUCAGGUCAUGAAUGUUUGCAACCUCCUACUGAACAAUCGUGGGCAUCAAAGGGAAUUUAAUAUGGACAAGCAACCAAUCAGCUGUCGUGGUGUGGUUAGAUGGAGCUCGUUGCUCCAAAAGGACUCUUUGACUCUCACGUGUGUACUAGAAAACGCAAGUACGUUUACAUUGGAACAAGGCUGGACUUUGUGCCUUCAGGUGCACCCAUUAUCCCAAUCUCAAGAGUGCUCAUCCAGGACUUACUCAUUCCCAUUCAGGAAACUGGACUGUGGUCAAAAACUUAAUGUAACUAUUCCUAUUGAAAGGGUCGAUGAGUUGCCAGUAAAUGUCUUUUGUUCUCUGGCUUUCACUCUUACUGCUUUAUUUGGAGCAUCUGAUUCAUCUUCCCAAUCUCUUGGCGUUUCCCAGCACACAAGCAUUGGGUCCAUCAGUGUACCUCUUAAUACUUUAACAGUUGAUUGGCUAGAUGCUUUAAGACUAGAACGAUCAUUUCCUCCUGGACACAACAGUACUGCGGACACCAUCCAAGCCUUUCUGCGUUCAAAAGGAGUACUAACCCAAGACUCCGAUAUUGCUCCUAAAUCCGGACAUUGUGGGGUGGUGGUGAGGGUAUCAUCAGAGCUUCUAAAAAGCAAACUACACCUCACAGCCACCAGCAGUGCAGAAAUGUGUUCGUCUGUACUAAACUGGUUGGUUUCUAAGCCUGAUACAGCAGAACUUGUAUCUGUACAAACUCAAGUUGUGUGUGCCUACAGCCCUGAUGGACAACCUGUCAAGCUACUGGCUAAAGAGGUGACUUUGGGAGAUUUUAGUUCUGAAGGGCCUCUAAAUGUCCUUGAGAUUUGUGUGGAGAGUUCUUCUUUGGCAGCGGUGUGUGGACUGCAUCAUGCCAUUCUGAGGCGUCUACAGGUGCUACUCGGAGACAGAACCACAAAUCAUGGGCAUGCAAAACCAUUGCAAGCACAAAGACUGUGCGAAACUGUCCGUCAUGUUGAGUCGCUUUAUAAAGACCUUCAGGAUGCUUACAAUCAAGCUGCUCUUGGUGGAACAACAGAAUCGAACAAAAGCUCUGAGAUACUGUUUCGCAUUUUUCUUGACCUGAGGUCAAACCCACUUGUCAUUAUUUGAAUGAAU